This is a messenger RNA of Odontomachus brunneus, 3043 nucleotides long. RefSeq lists its product as uncharacterized. Gene Ontology annotation, molecular function: olfactory receptor activity; odorant binding. The transcript has 9 exons. The record is from RefSeq and is a predicted model, not a curated record. The coding region runs from base 32 to 1279 and encodes 415 amino acids. Lineage: Eukaryota; Metazoa; Arthropoda; Insecta; Hymenoptera; Formicidae. Gene Ontology annotation, cellular component: plasma membrane. Gene Ontology annotation, biological process: sensory perception of smell; detection of chemical stimulus involved in sensory perception of smell.
AUUACGAGACCAAUCGUAACCCUCGCGCGAGAUGCACGUCAUCGAGCAACAGUACAGGUUUAAUCGUUGGAUCCUCUUGAUAAGCGGCAUACUGCCGUGCGAGCGAUUGAUGCUCACGACAGUGCAGAAGUUGUUCAUAUCCAGCAUAUUCGCGAGCGCGAUUUACUUCCAGCUGAUCGUGUUCAUCACGCGUGAAUUCAGCGCGUUUCUGUUCAUCGAUUUUUUGACAUACAUAUUCCCGACCAGCGUGAUGGCGAUCAAGUACUACUACUUUUACCUUAACACGGAACUCGUGAUACGGUUAUUGGAAACUAUUCGAGCCGAUUGGAAUUCGUUGAAAGAUAAGCGCGAACGCGAGAUAAUAGAAACAUACGCCGAAGAAGUGAAGCUUCUCACUAUAGCUUUGAUGCUAUUUUGCUGCGGCAUAGUGGUUAUAUAUAUCAUGUUGCCAACAAUAUCUUAUAUGCUUAAUAUUUACUUGUCGCACAACAAUACUUUCGCGUCCUAUGUGUACAUCCCGUUGGAUUACCCCAUUGAUGUGGAGAAAUACUUUUAUGUCAUAUUUAUCCACUUCGUCCUGCUGCAAAGCAUUGGGUCUAUAGGGAUUAUAGCUAUGGCCAUGCUCCUAUGGUUGUUCCUUAAACAUGCCUGUGGUUUAUUGAAAAUUGCCAGCUAUCGACUCGAACGCGCGAUGAACGUAAAGGACAUGCAACAGAUCUCGCCGUUAGUAAAGGAGAACAUUAUACGUGUGAAGGUGAUGCAAGCCGUAAAUAUCCAACAGAAAGCGCUAAAGUUUAUCUAUCAAGAGUUUGAGAGAUUGUUUCGAUUUCAAAGGUUCACAGAUAAUGUCAUGUCUAGUUUCGCGCUAUUGUAUUUUAUCCUAAUCAUAAUAGGCGCGGGUUCCGUAAGUGUCCAUCUAUUUCGAAUCGUGCAUACUCUCGAAACGACUUGCGACUGGCGCGAGCUCUUCGUGUUCAUAGUGGUACUGAUCGGACAUUUCUUGUACUUCUUCUUCGCGAAUUAUAUAGCACAAGAUGUCACGGAUCACUGCAACAAUAUAUUUCUCGCGGCAUACACCUCAAUGUGGUAUGUAGCCCCGCUUCGAGUUCAAAAAUUAAUAUUGUUCCUACUACAGCACGGCACGAAAAACUACACUAUCGUCCUUGGUGGCAUUUACAUCAGUUCACUCGAAGGUUUUACUACUAUAUUGAGUACAUCUUUAUCGUAUUUUAUGGUAAUUUAUUCCACGCAAAUAACUGAUGAAAAGAUACGGAAAUAAAUAUUUCCCCUUACCACAUACAGGAAUUUAUGAUUAAAAUUGGAAUGGCGUCAUUAUGGUUCACAAUUCUAAUUAUAUGGAAAUCAUAAGGUAUUUCGAUUUUAUAUUUAAUAUUGCCAAAACUAGCUUUUCCAGCCGCAAGUUCGGGCUUUGCGAAAUUUUUGACGCGACAAAGGAAAUAAAUCGAAAAAAUAUAUGGAAGAAGAAAAUAAAUUGUUCUUUUAAAUUUUCAGCACUUUUCAGUAACGACAGUAUAAAAAGUGGUCCAGCAAAUAAAAAAAUUAUUUCCAUAGUAGAACUGUGUUCUACUAUGCUGUUUGUCUGUUUGUUUUGUACAAAUAAAUGGUGUUAUAUCGAAACUCAUAUUUAUUACAAAAAUCUUUGUGCAUACAUAUACACAACUUCUGUCUGGAAUGAUUAAUAACGAUACUCAUAAUUUCGCAAUAAGCGCGCAUUGAGUUAGCGCUAUUUCAAAUGUGAAAAGAUCCAAGAUGUACAACGUACGACAAUUAAAAUAAUAACGGCGUUUAAUUUAAAAGAAGGUACAGUGCGACAAUCGCACCAACAAGAAAAUAUGCAAACGCGUGCUAUAUCGAUGCACAAAAUAACACGGCUAGAAAAUUAAUUUUAAUAAGUAUUAAUUGACGAUGAUUAUAAAACUAUUAUAAAAGAUGUGAAUAACAAGGAGCGUAAUGGGGGUCCAAUUUUCGCACGUACAUUAGUUACGUAAGCGAAUAUCAAAUUAUACGCCUCAUUUGCUCCCCGAAAAAAAAUGAUUCUUUAUCAUUCUGAACUUUAUCGGCCUGAACAAAUUUAAGGGCAGAGGUGUGUAAGAAAUAUUUUAUCGCGCAUCGUGUUUUUAAAGCUCAGGGAGGAGUUUCGUUGUUAAUACGUUGUUCGACGCUCGAGGAGAAAUAAUAUCGUCGUCCGUGGAUCGAUACUACGACAUUAACCGGAAACUUCCGACGACGUUGGGACUAUGGCCCUAUCCAGAGAUGAAGAUUCCAAAUUACCUAAGUUACUUUGUGCCUCGGCUUAUUCAUUUCUUUCGCAAAAAUUGAGAUAUAUCGUAUUAGAUUUGGUUUCCGGGUUUGAGCCGCGUGGAUUCAUCUUUGUUUGAUUCCGACGUUUCGCGAACAUUUCAGUCCACUUCAUCAGGGAGGAACGAUCCGAUGCUCGAUUCAGAUAUAUCAUGUUCAUUCUCUCUUGCAAUUUUGAUUUCACAAUUCGACAGUCGAGACUACGAGGCUCGCUAUGCACACUUUGGGAUGCCGGGAAUGCACGCUUUGAAGAAAAAGAUGAAACAAUCCUAUUUCACAUGUUUUAUCUACGGCCGAUACGACGUAGUCAACGAGAGUCCGCGUGAAUCGUAAUUUUCACGAAUAAAAUGAUUCUGUUGAAUAACAAUUAUAACAUAUAUUAUUUGACGUAAAUAAUUACGCGACGUAGCAUUUGUCAUUUAGACUGAGAAACACCUUUAAAUUUCUAACACGAAUUUAUCGUUUGCAGUUGAUAGCAUUUAAUGAAACUCGAUGUGAAUAUCGUUAUAAAAAUUCUUUUGCAGUUUUUGCCCGUUUCAACAUAUACCUCGAAAUACAACUCCUUUUUGUUGGACAAAACGCAAGUUAGUAAACCAAUCCUCAGGAUCGAACAAAAUGUAGUAAACGCAAAUACAGCACGCUCCAUAACAAUGUACUCGAUGUCAUUGAUUUCCAAUGCAGCCAUACGUAUUCACGGAUUAUUCGAAAGUGUAGAUAAAACACA